Molecule: messenger RNA, 1999 nt
Organism: Myotis daubentonii (Daubenton's bat)
Lineage: Eukaryota; Metazoa; Chordata; Mammalia; Chiroptera; Vespertilionidae
Gene: CEBPE
Product: CCAAT enhancer binding protein epsilon
Biological process (GO): regulation of transcription by RNA polymerase II; myeloid cell differentiation; DNA-templated transcription
Molecular function (GO): RNA polymerase II cis-regulatory region sequence-specific DNA binding; DNA-binding transcription factor activity, RNA polymerase II-specific
Source: RefSeq, a predicted model, not a curated record
UAACUUGUCUGACCUUUAGGCGGCUCUAUUUGCAUACUUCAUUUUAGUGUUUAAUGACACGCCUAUCGCUUCUGCAUUUUCCCCACUGUGGCCUGGCCCUUGGUGUGCCUGACCUAGACUAGUAAAACCUUCUAGCUCCCCACAAAGCACUCCCAGCAUUUGCUGGUGAUAAAAGAGCCAGUAACACACUUCUGUGUGUCCUUCCUUUUCACUGAGCUAUAUAGUCCCUUUUAUAGAUAUAAUUCGACAGGUGAAAAAAGGGACACAGCUGGUGCCUCUGCCAGAAAGGAGUGGGGAGUUCCCAGAGAAAAAGAAAAGGGAAGGAAGAAGGGACCUCCCAUGAGACCAAAAGUACAGAGAGCAAGCCCUGAGCUUCUCCUGAAGACCCUGAAACAGAGCCCCAGGAAGAGGUGAUGACAAAAGACACGGCUUCUCAAGCCUCACAAGAGGAAGUGGACCCAAGAGACAUGCAUCGAGAACUUUUUGGAAGUUGGAGGGAAGAGGACACUCAGAGGGAGGUGUUGCCCUCAGCAAGGACGCUGGCAUGCCCUGGACUCAACGGGAACAGGGGAGGUGUUCCCAGAAGCACCAGCUCCUGGACAGCUCAGAACUCUGACUUGGAUCCUGACCAAAGAGUGCCCAACCGCUAAAUAGGCUGAGGGCCCAUUUCUCUAAGGCCCGCAUCCCUCCCUCGGGGUGCGCCCUGCCCCUCCCUGAGUCACCCCAGGGAGAGAGGGGGGAAAAAAGGGAAGAGAAAAGCUGCAUUGACUACAGCGGAAGGAAAAGGAAACAGAGGAGGGAGGAGAGAGGCCAGGCAGGAGUGGGUGACAGAGAAGCCCGAGAGGGCAGAUCUAGGGCAAAUCUAGGGCAGGGGGAGGUCGAGGAAGGGCAGACCGAGCAUCCCAAGGUGCCCCAAGAGCAGGACCCGGGGGCGGGGAACCCAGGGGGCGGACCGGCCAUGUCCCACGGGACCUACUACGAGUGUGAGCCCCGGGCUGGCCAGCAGCCACUCGAAUUCUCAGGGGCCCGAGCGGGGCCUGGGGAGCUGGGGGACAUGUGUGAGCAUGAGGCCUCCAUCGACCUCUCUGCCUACAUCGAGUCUGGGGAGGAGCAGCUUCUCUCGGACCUCUUCGCUGUGAAGCCAUCACCGGAGGCCCGAGGCCUCAAGGGCCCCGGAACCCCUUCUUUCCCCCACUACCUGCCACCUGACCCUCGGCCCUUCGCCUACCCCCCACAUACCUUCGGCCCCGACAGGAAGGCGCUGGGACCCGGCAUCUACAGCAGCCCGGGGAGCUACGACCCCAGGGCUGUGGCUGUGAAGGAGGAGCCUCGGGGCCCCGAGGGCAGCCGCGGGGCCGGCCGCAGCGGCUACAAUCCUCUGCAGUACCAAGUGGCACACUGUGGGCAGACGGCCAUGCACCUGCCCCCGGCUCUAGCAGCGCCCAGCCAGCCCCUGCGUGUCCUCAAGGCCCCUAUGGCUGCUGCCGCGGCCCCCUGCAGCCCCCUCCUAAAGGCUCCCUCUCCAGCUGGCCCCUCGCACAAGGGCAAGAAGGCGGUCAACAAAGACAGCCUGGAGUACCGGCUGCGGCGGGAGCGGAACAACAUUGCCGUGCGCAAGAGUCGGGACAAGGCCAAGAGGCGCAUCCUGGAGACGCAGCAGAAGGUACUGGAGUACAUGGCGGAGAACGAGCGCCUCCGCAGCCGCGUGGAGCAGCUGACCCAGGAGCUGGACACCCUUCGGAACCUCUUCCGCCAGAUCCCCGAGGCCGCCAACCUCAUCAAGGGUGUGGGGGGUUGCAGCUGAGUCCAGCCGGCAGACUGUGGGCACCUUACCCCCCGGCCUGCCCCUGGGGACCCCUGCUCUGCUGGGGUUCUAGAGCCCCUCACAGGCCAAGCCUAAGACAUACAUCCUGGACAAAUGGCAGCAGGUGGCAAGGGAGGAGGGCGGGCCUCAGCAUUAUGAUUCUGAAGCUGAAUAAAAUUGCACUAUGACUUGGUA